Messenger RNA from Labrus bergylta (ballan wrasse), 2754 nucleotides. It is a transcript of the gene atg4c, whose product is annotated as autophagy related 4C, cysteine peptidase. Gene Ontology annotation, molecular function: protein-phosphatidylethanolamide deconjugating activity. NCBI's taxonomy places the organism in Eukaryota, Metazoa, Chordata, Actinopteri, Labriformes, Labridae. The record is from RefSeq and is a predicted model, not a curated record.
GCGAGAUCACAUGACUUCACUUCUCCUUCUUCAGUGUAAACAUUGGUAGUCACAGCACAGUGUUAUGUUACACUUGCUUCGUUUAAAACUCUUUUUUUUUAAUGCACAAUGUGCGGGUUUGAUUUUUUUGCACGGAGCUAAAGAGCGACGGGUUUACAAGCUGUGUGGGAAUGGGUUACAUCCCCUACCGGCCUAAAUGGAGAAUAAAGGGAGCGACGAGGUGGAAAAAAUGAAGACAAAGUUCUUGUCAGCGUGGCACAAUGUGAAGUACAGUUGGGCUCUGAAAUUAAAGACCUCGUUCAGUCGGAAUUCCCCGGUGUUUCUUCUUGGAAAGUGUUACCACUUUAAGGUGGAAGAUGACGACAGUCCCACAGAAGCCUGCUAUGAAACUACAGAAGAGGAUUCUAUCAUGGGGAACGUUGAGGAUUUCCGCAAAGAUUUUACAUCCCGUGUGUGGCUCACCUACAGGGAGGAGUUCCCCACGCUGCCCGGCUCCACCCUGACCUCCGACUGCGGCUGGGGCUGCAUGCUGAGAGCCGGGCAGAUGAUGCUGGCUCAGGCUCUCGUGCUGCACUUCCUUGGUCGAGACUGGACCUGGUCGGACGCUCUGACACUCCAACCUUUAGACACAGAAACCUGGACUGCCACCAAAGCCAAGCGUCUGGUGUCCUCUCUGCAAGGCCCCAACAGGCCCUCCUAUCAAGGAGCACCACAUCUGCACCAAGCCCAGGCGCCGGGAUCUGCAGAGGAGGCGGAUGAACAUUUGAAGGAGAUGUACCACCGCACUCUGGUAUCCUGGCUUGGGGACAGCCCCUCAGCUCAGUUAGGCCUCCACCGGCUGGUCCGCCUGGGUCUGGCGAUGGGGAAACAGGCAGGGGACUGGUAUGGUCCCGCUGUGGUGGCACACAUCCUCAAGAAAGCUGUCGAGGAAGCGAUGGACCCUGGCUUGGCGGGUAUAACUGCUUACGUCUCCCAGGACUGCACAGUGUACAGUGCUGAUGUCAUCGACAGCCACAGGGCACCGGGAGCAGGGCAGACCUCCGCUUCCCCGCAGAGCGAGCGGCCCGCGCCUUCAUCCAGCCGAGCCGUCAUCAUCCUCAUCCCCGUGCGGCUGGGAGGGGAGAAGACCAACCCUGACUAUUUCAACUUCACUAAAAGCAUACUGAGUCUAGAGGACUGCAUUGGCAUCAUCGGAGGAAAGCCCAAACAGGCCUGCUACUUUGUGGGAUUUCAAGAUGACAGCUUGAUUUACAUGGACCCUCAUUACUGUCAGUCUUUUGUGGAUGUCAGCACCAGCGAUUUCCCUCUCCAGUCAUAUCACUGCCCCUCACCAAAGAAGAUGCCUUUCAGCAAGAUGGACCCAAGCUGCACCAUCGGUUUCUACUCCAGGAGUGUUCAGGACUUUGAGAGAAUCAAGCAAGAGUUGUCCAAGGUGCUGCAGCCGUCAGCCAAGGAAAAAUACCCGGCGUUCACUUUCGUACAAGGUCAUGGCAAAGAUUACGACCUGUCGGCCGGCCUGACCCCAGAGAAGAGAGAGUGGCCCUUCAUACGUGACCCGCGGAGGACGGUGACCACUGCCGGGGACUUUGUGCUGCUUUGACAGCACUGUUCAGAACUACUACUGACAGGAAACUUCUUCUAAUGAAUCAAACCGCUCCGCACCCCGAAACCUUGAGUCUGAGCCUGUUGAGACACUGAAGGUUAUCCAACUUUUCCUUCUUUAAAAAAAAAAAAAAAAAAAUGCUAACAUCCCUGAAAACUUUUUCUGUUCCCCCGCACUUUUUGCCAAAACUUUUUAGACUUAAGUUGACGAGCAACGCCGGCUUCCUGAACACUUUGUCAGGAAACCUUGGGACACGAAGACACAUUUCAUUUUACAACAUUACUGUUAUUUAACAUGUUUUGAAGACGACUGUUCGUAGUGACUGUAAUCACACACCAGAUUUUGUCAUCUGAUUAUUUUUGCACCUUAACUCUGUCGUAGCACUUUCAUACAGAUUUUCCACUCACAACAAUGACUCCCGUUGAGAAGAAGAAACUAAAAUAAGUGUUUCUUCGCUUUGAGGUCUUUUUUUCCACGGCUACACCUACAGUUCAACACAGUUUUACGCUUAGUGUUCAGCUAAGAGCAGUAUUGUAAAAGCGUAACUGGUAAUUAUUAAAGGCCAAUCACUUUUCUUAAGAUUGAGCUCUGUAACUCCUCGGAACUUCUCAGCCAAAAUCAUUUCAUCAAACAACAUCAGUUCUUCAUUGGUCAUGUUAAGACCUCGAUAAGAGAAGCACACAAAGUCACCAGCUUUGAGUUUAGUAUUGCCAUGGUUUCUUUUUAAUCCACCACAUUGAACUCUUCUCUUCCUCUAUGCAAUAAUAUGAGUGUUGGGUGACAAUGUGUUUGAUUGCCAUACUGUGUUUUUCAAGUGACAUACAUUUUGCACCAUUGUGAAAAGUGACUGGUGGUGAAAGAAGAUGAAGCCAUGUGCAACAUCUCACUAAGCAAUAUCUCUUUAACAUGAUCCUUUACAAUUAAAAAAACAAGAUAGAUUCAGGGAAUUGAAGUAGACUGUAGAGCUUCUUUUUUUUUUUUCAGAGUAGCAAUAAGUGAGUCAUGCUAACCUUGUAAAGAUAUAUUUAUUUUUAACUGUGCUCUGCGGUCCUUCAUAACAACACAGAGGUUAACACUCACAUGUACUGUAGAAUCAUUUUUUAACACUGCCAGAAUAAAUUCAAAAAGUUUGACUCUUGAGGAAUAAAAAA